Molecule: messenger RNA, 794 nt
Organism: Glossina fuscipes
Lineage: Eukaryota; Metazoa; Arthropoda; Insecta; Diptera; Glossinidae
Product: mitochondrial import inner membrane translocase subunit Tim17-A
Exons: 4
Coding region: 115-639 (174 amino acids)
Biological process (GO): protein import into mitochondrial matrix
Cellular component (GO): TIM23 mitochondrial import inner membrane translocase complex; mitochondrial inner membrane
Molecular function (GO): transmembrane protein transporter activity
Source: RefSeq, a predicted model, not a curated record
AAGCCGGGUAACUCUGUUAUAAAUAUACAUGUGCGAAUAAUAUAACAGAGAAUAGUAGUAAUUAGAAUUUUUGUUAGCUUUUCAUAAAUAGACAAUUCAGAAACCGAAAGAGUUAUGGAAGAAUAUGCCCGUGAACCAUGUCCCUAUAGAAUUGUUGACGAUUGCGGUGGAGCUUUUGCCAUGGGAUGCAUUGGAGGGGGUGUAUUUCAAGCGAUAAAAGGAUUUCGCAAUGCUCCAUCUGGAAUGAAUAGAAGACUGCUUGGUAGCUUAUCGGCAAUAAAAACUCGAUCACCCGUAAUAGCUGGUAAUUUUGCCGUCUGGGGUGGUAUGUUCAGCACAAUUGAUUGUACACUAGUGCACUUUCGAAAAAAGGAAGAUCCGUGGAAUUCAAUUAUCAGCGGUUUUGCAACUGGCGGCAUAUUGGCAGCAAGAAAUGGUGUUCCUGCCAUGGCGGGUAGUGCAAUAAUUGGCGGCGUGUUGUUAGCUUUAAUUGAAGGUGUUGGUAUACUCUUCACCAGACUAUCAGCCGAACAAUUCCGAAAUCCGUUACCGCCUUCCGAAGAUCCCAGUGCACUAGGAGACCCAUCGAAACCGUUUGGGUUCGGUCAACCGCAUUCAAAUCAGGGCCAGUAUCAAUAAAAACAUAUUUAAGUUUAAAUAAAUAUAUAUUAAAAAUUAUCUGUAUAUAUUAUACUACUAAAAUAAGAUGAGUUUAACCAAAUUUCUAGUAAGCUAACAAAAUAUCGGUACAUUGAAAUAAAAUUGGUUGGAAUAAACAAAGAAUGCGAAAACUG